Aaosphaeria arxii CBS 175.79 is the source of this 1299-nucleotide messenger RNA. RefSeq lists its product as uncharacterized. The record is from RefSeq and is a predicted model, not a curated record. The coding region runs from base 1 to 1299 and encodes 432 amino acids. NCBI's taxonomy places the organism in Eukaryota, Fungi, Ascomycota, Dothideomycetes, Pleosporales. The transcript is spliced from 2 exons.
AUGCCUUUCACACACCUUUUCUCCUCAAAGGCGAAGAAACCUCUUCGUGGCAUUGCACCACCACAGGCCCGCCACCUCCCACACAUCUGUCGCGACUUUGCUUGGACCAGCAAGCUAAUUCGUCGCGAUGUCAAGAACUUGUGCCGAGCAGGUAAAAACAAAGCUAAGGCCAAAGUCAAGCAGAUGUUCGCAUCCAACAACAAUCCUGCCAUCAUAACCAACACCACAGAAGCCACCGAUCUUUUCGAACCCUCUGAGUCCUUCCAGCUCAUCACAGCCUCUGAGUCCACCACUUCAACCGAGUCCAUCGCACCCACUGAGUACUACACUGCCACCGAGUCCAUCGCCCCCACUGAGUCCACCAUCCCCACCGAGCCUACUGAGUCCAUCAAGUACACCGAGUCCGCCGAGUCCACAAAGUCCACAAAGUCCACAAAGUCCAUCGAGCUGAUGCUCCCUGAGCUGCCUCUAGCUCAAAUUAUUUCACUCUGCCCAGCUUCCAUGACCAACAUCACGGUCCCGAAGCGGGCAGUGGCGGUUCAAAAGAAACCGUCACUACAUAUGCAGAAGGCUUCGAUGUCCUCCACCGAAACCACGCAGACCGAGAUCUUCUCAAUGAAGAUCAAUUCAUCGGAAUGCAGUGUCGCCACUACCGCCGGCACAAUCACCACCAAAGCCGAGGUCUCGAAUGACCUCACCAUCUGCAUCCCGGAGUGUGGUUCACUCCACAAAUAUCUCCGACAACUGUUUGUCCCUUGGUGCGAGGCCACACCAAGGGACGAUAGCCACGCCGAACGUUGGCUCAAUCGAGGCACCCGACUGGUCCUCGACACGAUCAUAGAGCAGGCCAGCUCUAACAACUCUUUUGAUCUCCUUCGAGGAGAUCAGGCUCAUGAGGAUGGAGCCGAUUUCAUCCUCGGACUCGACCGGCUCAUCACCACCCAUGGUGGUCACGAUAUCCUGGCGAUGUUACAAUACGCCCAGGUCAUGGCAUCACUGGCAGCUCCUGCCGAAAGCCACAAGGAUACGUGUUCAUGUGUGGGCACAAUAAACUCCAAUGCAGCAGUCCCACCUGUCCUAUUGUGGGCUGCUGUAUUGGUUGGACUCAAGGAUCGAGCGAUCACCAGAGAUAUCGUUGCAGUGAUUCUGGGACUCGCCUGGCCAGAGGUCGACGCCAACAUGAUGAUUAGCAAGAUCGGAAACCCGGCGAACAGGUGGUGGAACUCGGACGAGGUGGAUGAGGUCCGCCAGAGGUUGAGAAGAGUGUUGUCGCCUGAAGUCGAGGCUUUGUUCAAUUAA